UAAAACAGCCGGUCGCUGUGUCAUUAGACGCUGCAAAAAAUCAACAUCAAAUCAUUCAUAAACCACCAAGCAUGGCCCAGAGAGUUGUGAAGAUCGCUAAAACUCUGAGAAAUAAUUGGAAAAAGACCACGUUUUUUGUAUUGGUGGGUUCAUAUGGAAUUUAUUACGUGAGAGACAGAAUAAAAGCAAAUGAAAUACGAGCAGAUUAUUGUAAACAAGCAGUAAUAUAUGGGGAAGAAACCAUUCAAACUGUGAGCAAACCAAGAAAAGUAACAAUCAUAUUAAAUCCUGCUGCCAGAAAGGGGAAAUCUAAAAAGCUGUUUGAGAAGAAUGCUGCUCCUCUGUUGCAUCUAGCUGGUAUCAAUGUGGAAAUAAUUAAGGCAAGUUUGAUUCUUUUUCUUCAUUGACGGUGACUUGAGUAG
Molecule: messenger RNA, 422 nt
Organism: Anneissia japonica
Lineage: Eukaryota; Metazoa; Echinodermata; Crinoidea; Comatulida; Comatulidae
Product: acylglycerol kinase, mitochondrial-like
Exons: 4
Coding region: 72-407 (111 amino acids)
Molecular function (GO): kinase activity
Source: RefSeq, a predicted model, not a curated record